CAUGAAGUGUGUGAAGACACCCCGGGGGAUUUACGCUCCUACAUGAGUUGAUUUCUAGCCUCUAAAACCUCUACAAACUACUGGAAAAAGUGAUGGAGAAAAUCUACCGCCUGCUUCCCGACGCGCUAAAACGCACGGUUUGUCCAUGUGUUAAUAUUUGUAGAGGGGCUUUAAAAUGUGACUCAGGAGAGUGAUUUUGACUUGGAAAUAUGUAGUCCAGUUUCGAAUCUGCAACAACGAGCUCUAUAUGAGAUAUGGCUCGCAGAAACACGCUUCUCUUGGCGUUUGUUUUCUCCCUGCUUUGCGCACGGACCACGGGACAGGUGUUCAACCUGACGCUCUCCAUAAAAGAGGGUCUGCCUGCGAAAACUAUAGUUGGGGACCUAGGAGCAGGGUUAAGUAGGCCAAGCACCGGAUUCUUCAUCUCAGAGAGCAGAGACUCUUACGUGUUCAGAGAUCUCGAGAUCGAUGCGGACACGGGGAUCAUCUCCACAGCCGUGGUCCUGGACAGAGAGCGCAGAGAUAAGUACGAGUUUGUCGCGGCCACGCUAACAGGUGAGAUGAUCAGAGUGAGCAUAGAGGUGAACGAUGUGAACGACCAUUCGCCUGUGUUCCCCUCAGAGGAGGUUGACUUGGAAAUCUCAGAGCUGAGCCCACCAGGGAGUCGGUUUCAGCUUGAAGGGGCGAAGGAUGAGGAUGAGGGGGAGUUUGGUACCCAAGGAUACAGGAUCACAGAGAGUGAGAUGGGGGACUUGCUCCAAUUAGAGUAUCGCAAUGGAAUUGAAAACCAUCAGAGUGUAAAUCUCAUCCUUACAAGACAACUAGACAGAGAAACCCAAGACUUCUACUCUCUUGUCAUUGAGGCCUUUGAUGGUGGCAUCCCAGCCAGAUCUGGGACUCUCCGGGUGAAUAUCAAAGUCCUGGACGAGAACGACAAUCCUCCAGUUUUCAACCAGACUGAGUAUCAUGCCUCGCUUCCUGAAGAUGCCCCAGUGAUGUCUGCAGUAUGCCAGGUCUAUGCCACUGACCUGGACUUGGGCGAGAAUGCGAGAAUCACUUAUGAGAUCAACAGGAGGCAGAGCGAUCCAAAUGAGGUGUUCUCCAUCAACGAAACCAGCGGGGUGGUGUAUCUGAACAAGCCGCUUGACUACGAGACUCAACCUUUCCAUGAGUUGAUCAUCAGCGCCAGAGAUAACGGGGCUCAGCCUGAGUACAGCAGCACUUUUGUGGGGGUGAAGGUGCUUAACAUCAACGAUAACAGCCCCAUCAUCAGUGUGCUGUUUCUCAGCGAGACAGGAGAUUCAGUGGUGUCAGAGGCUGCAGCAGUUGGGGACUACGUCGCCCGGAUUUCAGUAUCCGACCCAGACUAUAAGGAGGCACGGGUCAGCGUCUCACUUGAGGGGGGUGAUGGAAAGUUCACCCUGAAACAGACGGAUGAUUUUCUGUAUGCUUUGUGUGUGGAUGCAGAACUGGACAGAGAAGAGAAGGAUCUGUAUGAGUUGAAGGUGCGAGCGUCAGAUGAUGGGAGUCCAUCUCUAAGCAGUGAGACGGUUUUCCUCCUGAGGGUGGCGGACACCAACGACUGCCUCCCUGUUUUUGAAAAGGAAGUGUAUGCCAUCAGCAUCCCUGAGGAUGCUCCUCUGGGGAGCUCCAUCAUCCACAUGCAGGCCCGAGACGCAGACGAAGGGGUCAACUCAGAGGUCAGAUACUCCAUCUUGAAAUCCAGCCAGGACAGCCUGAUCAGCAUCGACCCAGAGUCCGGCCUGAUCACGACAACUGCAGUUCUGGACAGAGAGGCGCGGGCGGAGGUUUGGUUCCUGGUGGUUGCGGCUGAUGGAGGAGAACCAGCGCUGUCAUCUACAGCUACAGUUAAGGUGCAGGUGGAGGAUGUGAAUGACAACGAGCCGGUGUUCCAGCAGCAGCUGUACAACGUCUCCAUACCAGAGCACAGUGGCAUUGGGAGCUGCUUUCUUCAAGUAUGUUAAAAAAUAUGUCAGUUUUAAGGUUUUGUUAAGUUAAAGUACAGAAAAAAAGUUCUGAGAUACACUCACAAACAAUCUUUCUAUGCCAACAGUUUGUCUAAAUAUCCAACUUUUGAGUUACCUACUCUUAAAGGAGAGUCCAGCCUUCUCUCAGGAAUAAAACAGAUCCUUACCUUAAACUCCUUUACCCCCACUGUGCAGAAAUUUAUACUUAAACUUUUCCACAGAAAUGUAUCAACCAUGUCCUGCAUAAUCUUAACAAUCAACCACAUUUAUGCACCUUUAACAGGGACUAUUUCCUCGGUAGAAAUUAAUACCUUUUAGCAAUUACAAUGUUUCUCAUGGAUAGAUACCACUACUCAAAGUUUUGAAAGUAAGGUUUGAACACUGUUGACAACAACUGAAAUCAUUUUCACUGUAUUUGGAUAGGGAAUCUAUAUCAAGAAUAAUCCAAAAUAACUAAAAUAAUGAAAUGUAAGACUAUUUUCUGGUCCUUAUAGCUCUGAAGAAGCCACGAUAUUUGUUGAGAGAAGUCGAAGUAAUCUACAGUAUUAACAUUAGUCAUUGUGCUCCCUCUCUUGCAGUCUGAAAGGACAAAAGUAGCUCUCAGUCUGUUUGCACAAAGAAAUCAGUGUCACUCCUAAACCUGCACAACACAAACACUCUCUCCAGUUCAGUGGCUUCAGUAUGACAGAUGUGACGCCUGGUACCACACUGGCACAAGCUGAAGCUGUAACAAAGCGACUCUUAUGUAGCUCAAGUCAUCACACCAAACAUAAGGGCCGUUUGGCACCAAGUCCAGAAUCAAUAGAGACAUAAAUAAUAAUAAUAAUUUUAAAAAGAUAAUGUAUACAUGUAAUUAAUCUGAAUAUUAAUGAUGACCAAAUGUUUAAAAAUAGGUACAAAUGUUCUAAAUAGUGGCCUUCCUGGAAGUGGAGUUUUCUGGGUGUGUUUUAAAUCUACUCAGACCUUGACCCCUGUCACUAAACGCUACCUCUGAUCAGAGUUCAUAAAGUCGAGGAUGAUAUCAUGUUUUAUGACAGGAAAGUGAGCGCUCUAUCUGUAAUACGUGUCUCUUGUCACGGGCGCAGUCACACAUGAAAGGAGCUCGGUCGAUCUGAGGCGCAGUCCCUUUGCUUUUAUUAUAUUGAUCUUCUUUAGCAGAAUAGGACAGGUUUUAAUCAUUCACUGUAACCCUCUGAGUUAAACAUUAAAAAUUUGUCACUGACAAACGAUACACAACGCUGACAGUUAGAACAGAUUGAGUAGCAGGAAGAGAUGAACAUAAUGUAUACUCAGUGGUGAACAAAGUGCACAGUGUCAUAGGUUUGUGUCAAAGCAGGUCAAAUAUUCUUUUGAUACAAGAAAAAAAAUGCAGAGCCAUAUUAUUCAUGAGGUAAAGUGAUGAAUUACCUGGUUUUAAAAUUACACAAACUACCUUUUAUCAAAACCUCCAAAUAUUGAAUUUUCACAGUGCAUGAAUACACUGAUCAUUUGUCCAGUUUGUUUUUGUAGGUUACAAAGAAACAUCAGCAAUAGUUCAAGUCUGUUGCAAAAAAAACUCUUUACAGUAGCUUUAAUCGAGAGUUUCUGAUAAAUGAAGAUUUUCUUUUCUUAAACAGUUGUUUUGUCUUCUUAGGUUGUUGCCAAGGAUGCAGACAGCCAUGAGUUUGGUGCGCUUGUCUACUCUCUGUCUGACGGCUUUGACAAACAAGACAAACACCCUCUCUUCAAAAUCCACCCGCACACUGGAGAGCUGUGUGUGUCUCAGGAUAUCGAUCGAGACUCGGGACAGACGGUCUACGACAUCCUGGUCAAAGCCGAAGAUCCAGUGAGUGAAUUUCACAUGUGAAAACUAGAUUUAGAGAAAUAUUUACACAAGUUUGAACUAACUUCUCACACCUUUGAAACUUCAGGGAGGCCUGAGCGCUCAAACCUACGUGCACAUUGAAAUAGAUGACCUGAAUGAUAACGCUCCUGUGUUCAACCCCGACGAGUACACCAUGAGCAUCAGCAGCCACACACAGCCCGGCACAGAAAUCCUCAACGUCAUCGCUACCGACAGAGACUCUGGCUGGUUUGGACAUGUCACCUACAGCAUCGUUCCUGGUGACAUGUCCAGUUUGUUUGCACUGGACAAACACACAGGUGGGUGGACAUAAGAAAAAUCCAUUUAUUCUUGAGUAUUGUUUUAUUUCCAUGCUGAAUUAAGCAACACCAGAGUCAAAAAUAUACAAGAAAACAAGCUGGAAGAGUAAAAACGAGGAUGCAAACUCUGAGUAUUCUCUGGGAUUGAUCUUUGGAAAUGUAAAUGUAAACUUUAUUUAUUUAUACAGCCCUUUAAAACAACCCUUUUGGUGAACCAAAGUGUUAUACAAUACAUAGUAAAUAAAAAUGAAUAUAUAAAAACAAUAAAAAGAAAUAAGAUACAAUGCAAUAAAAUAAAGUGUCACCACGCUACUGGGUAUGAAAAGCCAGCAUACGUAAAUGCGUUUUCAAUCUAGAUUUGAAAAGGCCCAGGUCAGAAAUAAGUCUCAUGAAAUGUUCUUGGUUAGUUAUUUUAAAAUUUUGAAAAAUAAAAAUAUGAUCAAAACCAACGCUUAUUGCACAUUUUUUGCUAAAUCAUUUACUUCCAAAGCAACAAAAUGGAUAUAUCUGACUUAAUUGCACAGCUACAGAGCACACAGUUAUAAAAGUUGUUCAACAGGCUACAUGAACAUGAACAUAAAGGGUCGUAUGAUUCCUCACGACUGUGCUCCUUUGUCACACAGUUAAAAAAAAAAAAAACAUCUAUCUGCGUUUUCCUGUCCUGAUCAACUCACUUAUCUUUAAUUGACUUGUGUGACUCACAGCUCCCGUGUUUUUAGGGAUAAACAACUACUUAAUGAUUGUAAGUCCAGAUGAUGUGAUUGCUGGUGUCAGCUCACAGCACGAGUGCUGCACAAAGCCAAAAGCCUUACGUCUCCAUGUGGUUCAAAAUGAGAUGAGAUCUGUACACAAUGUUUCAUCAAAAUACUAAAUAAAUGUGCACAAAGGUGAAAUAAGAGAAUGCAGGGAUUUUCACCUGAUGUAAUGUAGAUUUUUAAGUGUUAAUGACCUUUAAACUCACUGUGUGGUUGUUGGUUUUAGGAUAUAGGGCGAUGCUUAUAUGGGAUUGAAGAGUAAAUCGAGGUGACAAAAGUUACUCAGGUUCCUGACCCAGUUAUUAUCAGGGCUUAGUUUGUCUGUUAAUGGGAUAACAUUACUGCUGACUAAUAGACUGUUUUUCAUCAAACUAUACAAAAGAAGAAGAAGAAGCUAAAGCAGAAAUGUACUCUUAGUGACUUUGAUCUCUGUCUGCCCCUGUAGGAAUGCUCUUCCUGACCUCCCCUCUGACCCACUUGGGUGAAGCCAGUGUGAAGCUCUCAAUAACGGCUCAGGACGGGGAGGGUUUGACCUCUGCUAAGCCUGCAGAGGUCACCAUCAAUGUCUUGCGCAGCGCUCAGGCUCCAGCUGUUUUCCAGAGGUCACGUUACUCCUUCAUGGUGUCCGAAGGUGCUCCACCCGGGACCUCUGUGGGGACAGUGAGGGCCAUAAACCCAGCAGGUGAGUGAGUGAGUGAGUGUGUGUGUGGCAGCAGACUCUAACAGACAGGAGUCAAACCAGGACAGUUUUUAGCACCAAAGAAUGACUAGAUAUUUGUGUUGUCUUCUGCUGGGCUUGAAGAAUGUGUGUUUGAACCUUGACCAGGUGACCAUGGCUCUUUCUGAUUGUGUAUUUAUAAUAAUAAUAAUAAUAAUAUUAUUUUGUUAUUAGCACUGGAGAUGCUAAUAAUCUUGAAAGUGAAGGGCGUAGUUAGGGGAAAAGGCCAUAGGCGGGCAUUUGGUCACCUGGCACACAGCUACAUCCCCUAAUCUAUGCAUAACAUAAACAUUUUUAUUCUGCUGUUAAAAUGGAUAUUUUUAACAUAAGUGUAAUGGAGCUUCUAUGGCUUUUGAAGCCACCCUCAAGUGGACAUUGAAGGAACUGCAGUUUUUUAGCACCAGACAUUGCUCCAUGUUUUAGACUCAGCACUCAGUACUAUAAAGUUGGAACAUACAGCCAUAUCAAUCAAUCAAUCAAUCAAUCAAUCAGUCUUCAUUUGUAUAGCACUUUUCAUACAAAAACAAUGUAGCACAAAGUGCUUUACAUAGCAGAGGAAUAAAAGAAACAAAGAAAACCCUGAUCUACCCCAACCCAACCCCUCAUUCCCACCCCACAAUCUAAGCACAAUAGAAACGUAUUAAAAUGCAUGAACUUAAAAAGGGCUCAAUUUCAUAUAAACAGGAAUGUGCCCACUGAGGAAACGCCAUUUUAAAAUUCAAGAUAAGGAAACACCGGGGGUUUAAAAUCAAAAAACAAUGUAACAUAAAAUGAAAUUGAAGAAAUAAUAAAUAAAACAAAAUAAAAACAACAGUAAAACAUACUAAAACAACAACACCAAAAUAGCUCAAUAAAAGUUGAUCCUGUCAGUAAAAUUAGAAGAGAUAAAUGCUAAAACUCUUAAUGAUAUAAAAUUUAGUUAAAAGCAAGACUAAAAAGGUAUGUUUUCAGUUUGCUUUCAAAAUCAUUUAGAUAUGUCCUGAAAUGGUAUCUUGACCCAGCUGUUAUCACAAUAAAUUCUGUCGUUGUUGUAACCCUCUCAGAGUCCAAAGAAAAGCAGGUCAUAUGAUGUGAAACGUUAACAUUUUAUGUUGCAGAGUAGCAAGUAAAACAAGCUGGCGCUUUUGGAAAUUCACCAUAAACAAAAACAUCCAAAAAAACAAAUUUAUUAAAAGUGUAGUUUUCUUUGGCUUAAAACAUGACAGGAAAAACCCUGGUGUGAUGAUUGUCUUUGUUCAUACAUCCUCCACACAUGAAAACGCAGCAGUAAAGAGGACAUCUUCAGUUUAAACUUUAAUCCUCUUUGGCCAUGUGUUCAAAUGAUAGGGGCCUGAAACCACGAAAAAAGGUACAGUAUUUACUCUUGGUAGUAAAAGAUAGAGCAGUCAUAAAUAUAUGUGGACCGGUUUAGCAUUAACUGUCACAGUUUUAUCUGGUUAGCUCCCACACGACAGUAAAUAUCAGGGUUGUUGGUAAAUGAGACACUGCCUGUUGUGUUUUAAGUCUCAUGAAACAAAUAAAAACACAGACUGAUUUUCCUCUCUCCUCUGAGCAUUUUCCAACACUCUAGUUUUCAAGGAUUAUCCCCCCCAAAGUCCUCUUGAUAUGUGCCUCUAACCCCUGUGUCCCCUUGUUGCAGCCAAAACACUCUUCUUUAUGAGACAGUCAUUUCAGGUUGUCUAGUCAAUUAGCAGAUUAACAACUUCCAGCACAAACAAAAGAGUCGGGCAUGUUCAUCAGGGGUUAGGCGGUGUUAAGCUCUCUGCUUGUGUCAGUGGUUUGUAAUUACUGCUGAAGUACAGAAAACACCCAGCAGGGAUUAAUGAGAUCUUCUGCCCUGCACUCUAAUUACCUAAUCGGGCUUACUCUGUGUGUUUGUGUCUGUGUGUGUGUGUGUAUGUGUGCUGUGUAUAAGUGAGGAUAUCACUUACUAUAUUGAAAUGGUAAAUGUGCAGCAUGGAGAUUUGUUGGCCCUCACUGCUUUUUAAAAUUUUCUUGAGAUUAUUUUAUUGAUUAGUUUUUACACAAUCAUUCUCAGGCCGAUAGAGGUCUUUUAUUUUCCCACUCAACCACAAAUGUUACAGCACACGUCUUCUAUUAAAAUGAGGGUUUCUCUUUUCUAUUUUUGUCUACUUUUUAUUCCAUCUUAUUCUUUUUAGCUUUAAUGACAACACAAUGACUAACACAGAGUGUAUUGAUGUAUACACUGUUUGCAUGCAUUUAACCACUGGACAAGAGCAAUGCCAAAGGCUGGUACUACCUCUGUUAAUGGUGAACAGAUUUUAGCUCUGUCAGGAUGAGAGAGCCCAGCACAGCUCUGUGCACCAGGGAGCUGAGGUGGGCAGGGCUUAUUAAAGACCCACUCUGGUGAAAAUCAUGUUUUCCUUGUUGUCUACAUGUUCAUAUGGCAUUUUUCUGAUGCAAGGGGACAUAUCAUGAGAAAACAAAGUGCAAAAUUGCAUUUCUGAGUAUUUCUGCAUUCAAACCAGACCCAAACGGCAAGUUCAGACACAGGGAUUUUUUGACUUGUCCAGAGCAUUGCACUACCACACACUUGGCGGAACAAGUGUGUGCAGUAGCAGAUUCCAAUGCUCGUAAGAAAGCUCAUUGUGAUAGUAGCUUUCAGUAGUAUUUGAGAGCUGAAUAGCUCCUAUAUCACCUGCCACUUCUGCUACACCAGCAGUGUUAGGCUAUAAGCUAGCGUCACAAAUGACUCAGAGGCAAAUUUCUAAUGAACUACUGGAGCUCUGCAGAAGAAAAGCCCUUGAAAAUGACACAGGUGAUUUUGGCUAAAAACUAAAAACACAAUUUAACGACCACUGAUAACACUUGGAAUGAUUUUUAAAAAAGACAAUCGGAGUGGAGAUCCAAACUAGAUCCAAAACCAGAACUGCAGGACUUUGUGAGCGCAUUUAUUAUCAUAAAUGUAAUCAGUUCUGGACUUAAAUACAGAGCAGAUAGCUGUUAGCUUGUUUGUUGUUCUACUAGUAAGAUCAUCUGUAUGUCAUUACAGACUCCAUGGACUCAGUGUCGUACAGAAUCUCCUCAGGAGACCCUCAGGAGUUGUUCUCCGUCCAUUCAAAGUCCGGUCUGAUCAGCAACAUCAAACCUCUGGACCACGAGUCUCAGCCUUAUGCUCUGCUGGUUCUUCAGUCCUACACUGACACAUCUCCGGUUUACAGCACCACACAGGUCAACAUCACGAUCGCCGACAUCAAUGACAAUGCUCCUGUUUUCCCCAAACUCAGAGACACCAUCACAGUGUCUCAGAACACACUCCCGGGGACAGUGCUGUUCAUAGCACACGCACACGACUACGACAGUGAAGCCAAUGGGAGGGUGCAGUACUACCUGAGGAGCGGCAGAAGCGGUUUGUUUGACAUUGAUAGAAACUUUGGGAUGGUUACACUAAAUCAGAGUUUGCAGGUGGAUCAGCAGAGGUACAACCUGGAAAUUUUGGCCAAAGAUGAAGGAGAACCUCCUCUGAGCUCCACACUAACCCUCACUGUCAAAGUGGACCGCACUGUGCAUGAAGAUAGCCUCACUUUUGAGACACUGGUGUACCAGGUGGAGAUUGGUGAGGGCUACAGGAAGGAUUCCAGGGUCAUCCAGGUGAGGGCGCACAGGAGCCGAGGAGCUCAUACGUCAAACUCAGGAAUCACCUAUUCCUUGGAGGGAGAAGCUGGUUUCCCUCCCGCUCCAUUUCGGGUUCACGCUAAGACCGGCUGGUUGUAUCUCUCUGAAGCUCUGGACUACGAAACAGAAUCUGUGUUUCGUUUUCGAGUGUUGGCGAUGUCCAGGGAGGCCUCUCUGGUGAACAUGACGGGGACAGCCACAGUGACGGUUCUGGUGCUGGACAUCAACGACAACGCUCCGGUGUUCAGCAGGGAGGUGUACUACUUCACCGUGUCAGAGGGUAUGUCACCUCGAGGCUUGGUGGGAACAGUUAAAGCUGUGGAUAAGGAUUCUGGAAAAAACGCCCAGCUGUCUUACAUCCUGCUGUCAGAUGGGAAGUUCUUUCGAAUCAACGCCAAAACAGGUAAAACAUUUAUUUUGAUUUAUUUGAUUGUCCCAAGUUUAGUUCGAUUUGAUUGUGGCCACUUGAGGUGACAUAGGUAGGCAGGGAAAAGACCAGCAUACACUUGGGUGAGCCUAUUGCUUUUCACCCGCCAAUAAAGACAGCAGAAGCCAGAAUUUUGUUUUUCUUUUGAUUAGUUGCUUGCUUUUGUAAAUUAUUCACAAAAAUCCGAAAGUUUGCAACCACGACAGUCUUCUUUUGCCCGUUAAUACCAUAUCCACACUCUAGUGCAUCAGUGCCCUGUGUUUGAUUAUGUUUAAUUUAAACUUGAUUGGAUUUUCAAAAUGAAUAGUCCCCCAGGAAAGUUAAAAAUCGUCUGCUAAAGUAAAGAGAGCGUCUGCCUUCAAGACCCAAACUGUAGCUGAAUCCAAAGGGGAGGGGUCUGAUCAUUUAGAGCUCCACCUCCCAUAAUAGAUAAGUUAGGUACUACCUACAGGCCUGCAAUGCUCUGAACAAGUAGAAUAACACUACAGACUUCGUAAGAUGUGGUCUCACCUUUCUCUUUCUCCUCUGCACUGUUGCAGGUGAGAUUAUAAACUGGGUCGCAUUGGACCGUGAGCAACACAGCCAGCACAGUCUGAAGGUGAUGGUGACAGACCAGGGACACCCCCGUCUCAACGCCACCGCCACUGUUCACAUCCUGGUCACAGACAUUAAUGACAACGCUCCUCAGUUUACACACUUGCCAGUCAGCAGGGAGCUCAACGUUCAGGUAAAUAAAGCGGAAACAUCAGUUUCUUUCAGAUCUUUAAAGCUUCCAGAGGUGGUACAUUUUAAUGAAAGAAAGAUUUUCUUAUUGAUUAAAGCACUAUAGAAACUUGUUGUUUAACAGUUACUGACAGUUACUUAAAGGGCAAUAUAAUUUUUUUCUGUAUAUUUCCUUGCCCUUAAUGCAGUUGCAUGCUUGCAGCAGGAAAUUCUUUAUGGAGAAGUGUGUUAUUAGUAACACUUUAUUUGACGCUUAUCUCUAUCACGCAUUAUAAAUAUAUGUAUAAUGCAUUAUAAUCACGUUUUAGCACUGUAUAACUUUAGUUAUAAAUACUCAUAAAUGAUCAUAAUGCUUUAUAGCAAUAAUCAUAACACAUUAUAAAGCAUCUUAUCAUGACUUUUAAGGUCAGGUAUUAUAAUGUGUUAUAACUGUUAACAACAGUUGCCUUGCAUUAUCUAUUGUCAGUGAGUUGUUAUAACACAUUAUAAUACCUGAUAUUGUAAGUCAUGAUAAAAUGCUUUAGAAUGUUUUAUGAUUAUUGCUAUAAAGCAUCAUGAUCAUUUAUGAGUGGUUGUAACUAUAGUUAUACAGGGCUAUAAUAUGAUUAUAAUGCAUUAUACAUAUAUUUAUAAUACGUUAUAGAGAUAGGCGUCAAAUAAAGUGUUAUUUUUAGUAUCAUAUCAGCAAAAUUCACACUCUCCAUAUAUGUGUCUGUGUCUGUGUUGCAGAUUUGGGCAGGUCUACCAGCAGGAUCUUUAGUCACAAACAUGUUGGCGAAAGACUUUGAUGCUGGAGAAAAUGGGACCGUCACUCUCUCACUACUCACAGGUAACUGAUGAGCAAUAACUAACUGUAUUAAUGAACUCAUUUCAUUAUAACAACCACACCUUUUUUAACCUGUAAGUUUCUGCUCAUGUCUCUGUUGAUUCAGAAGACAAAGGCGCCGGACACUUUGAGAUCGACAGUGAAAGUGGAGACAUCAGGACCUCGGAGGUUUUCACACAGCUAGCUGAAACACACUACACUCUGAAAGUUACAGCCAGAGACGGCGGCGUCCCAGCUCUGGAGAAUACUGCACUCAUCCAUGUCCAGGUCAGUUCAAGACACGAUUCAUCGUCUUUGUUUGAGUGAAUUAAUGUUACGAAAAACUCACUUUUUUCAAGUGCAAAAUCUGCAAUUAUGAAGAUAAAAAUUAAGGUUUAUCCAUGUGUUAGGUAUCAUGUUUGAACAAACUUCAGUCUCUGCAAUAAUGAAUAGGAUAGCAUACUGUGUCACAUAGGAAAUAUUGACUGUAAAACUGCAGUUAAAACCAGAGCAGCAAAUUAUGUCAGUGAGGAAAUACAUAAAAAUCUGAUCCUGAAAGUGUAAACGACUGAUCAAUCCAUCUGAAAAGAUCCAUCUAGCAACUAUAAGGUAAAUCUAAACUCACAUUGCUCCACUGUUUGAUUCACUAUACAAACUUAAUCGCAACUCAAAUCCUAAAGUGAACUCUGCGUAUGCAAUUUAUAAUUGAGUAAACCCUUUUUUAUAAUGAAGCUGUAAGAAUAAAACUUGUUGUAGUUCAAAAAUAAGACAACAAGCAUCAACAAACUGUAUUUCUCUUGCAGGUUCAUGGACUGGAAGCUCUGUACGGCCACUCUGAGCACCAAAUCUUGAGGCGUUUUACUGUAAAAGAGGACGCAGAACCAGCCACUGUGAUUGGCUCUGCCCGUGUUUCAGACGGAGCAAAACUCCAUUACUCGAUCUCUGAGGGGGAUGGGAGCGUGCACUUUGGUAUCGACAGCUCGUCUGGUGACAUUUACAUCAAUCAGCCCCUGGAUUACGAGUCUGCAGCUCAGUAUUUCCUCUUGGUUCGAGCUGAAGACUUGACACUGGCAGCUGGAGUGAACAUGUCAGUGCUGGUGAGCGUGAUGGUGGAGGACGUGAACGACCACACGCCCUGGUUCCCUGAAAAGCUCGUCACAUUCGGUCUCUCGGAGGAUGCUGCGGUGGGAUCGCUGGCGUUUGCUUUUCAUGCCAGGGACGCAGAUGGGACUUUUCCUAACAGCGCUCUCCGCUACUCUCUGACAUUUGACUCUGGACAGUAUGGCUCUUCUUCUCGCUUCCCCUUUCAGAUCAACCCAUACACUGGGAGUCUAACUGUGACGGCGCCUUUAGACCGGGAGACCACUCCCAGCUACACCUUCACUGUGACGGCCACCGACCAGGCGAAGAGGAAGGAGGAGCGUAAGCAGGCGUCGGUGACGGCUCAGGUCUUCCUGCUGGAUGUGAAUGAUAACAGGCCAGUGUUUGUGUCAGCGGAUGCUGUGCAAGUGAUGGAGGAUGCAGAGGUGGGGAGUCUGCUGCAUCAUUUUGUGGCCAUAGAUGGAGAUCAAGGGGAGAAUGGGAUUGUUUCUUACUUCAUCUUGAGUGGAAACAGGAGAGGGUUCUUCACGCUGGAGGAGAAAACAGGUACGACACAAGAUUUAUGACCAUAACUCAAAAAAGGUAGAUUGAUCCUGAGAUUUAUGUUGUUAUAUUAAGGCUGUUACAUGUUGUCUAAAUUAGUUAUUCAUCUAGAUUUGUCCUGUCCUGUGCCUUUUCAGGGCAGGUGGUUAAAAUGUCCAAAUAAAUAGUUUUAAGUAUCUCCAUAAUUAUUUAAAAUCUCAGAUGUUCAUUUAGAUUUUGGCCUCCAAAUCUAAGAUUUAUACAGCAUUUUUUAGAUGUUUUGUUUGAUUCUUUUCAUUUUUCGAAACCUUAUUUUUAAAUAGACAGGGUGCUGAAGGAUUCAUGAACAAGUGAGCAAGGUCUGGUGAUUCCUGUGAAGUUCCAAGUAGUAGCCCAGGGUUCUUUUUUUUUCAGUCUGUAAGCUCGUUCUGUCUUUAUUUAGCUCAGAUGUCAAUAAGAGACAUCUUAAGAUGAUCACAUCUGGUCAUCAUUUUGAAACUUUUGGCCCAACAGAGGUCAGGUUUUGGCGAUUGUUCCCCUUUUAUUGUCUUUACUGCACAAGCACCAAAGCCCUCCCCCUGUCACUGUUGUCACUCACUGAGGCAGAAUCUUCUUCAGCCCUCUUCCUCAUCAACUUUGGAGGACUAUUCUGCUUAUUGGUAAUGUGCACAAGUGCUUUGGAUCCUGACCCAACUUUUUUUAAGUCUCUCUCAGACAUCAGUUGAGGUUCAGCUUAAUGUUGUCUCUCAUCCUCUGAAAAUUAGAAGACGUCUCUUUCUCUUAUUUAACAGUCUGACAGCCCAUUUAGGUCCCACACUUUUCCAGCGUUACUAUGGCAAUCAGUAAAUGUGAUGUGUUGCAAUUAAGUGAGGGUAAAACAAAUUUUCUUUGCAAGAAAAAUAAAUGCAGCCACACCCUGUUUCUAAAUUAGUCUUUUGUAGGCUUCUAUUCCAGGUUUUAUGGUAAUUUUGUCAAUGACUAAAACAGCUGAUAGAAAUGUUUUUGGUUUUUUUUCAGGAUAAACUUAGAGUUUAUAAAUUGUCCAUUUUUUUUUUCACCAUCUAAAAAAGUAUGUGUAAUAAAUGUUUUCAAAGACUCAGCUAAGUUUUUCUGAUAAGUUUUUCUGUUUAUUUUUGUACUACUCAUUUUGGCCACUAGAGGGUGAAGUGCACCAUUAUCUCAUUUUCUCACAUGGAUUAAAAGCCUCUUUGUCUUGUGAACGACUCAAAGAUUAAUUUGAAAGGUAAAGACAUAAGAAAAAGAGAAAGAAAUAUCUAAAAAAUGCAAUGUAUUCAGUUUUUAGUCAAGAACAGAAGGAAAAACACUGAACAUGGAUAACCACCAAGAUCCCUGUGGUAACUUUGUACUGAUCUUUCUGUUGAUAUGUUUUGACAAAAUAAGAAACAAUUGGCAAUAAAGCAACCUAAAAAAACACACUGCUGUGGGAUUAUCAAGACGCAGUCCCUCUUCUGGUCCACCCCAUUAAAGUCCAUAUUUUUUACGUCCUCUUCAGGCUUGCUGUUCCUCUCUGCCCCUCUGGAUUAUGAAACACAGCGUCUCCACCGUCUCACUGUCCGAGCUGUGGACCACGGCCUGUCUGAGCUCUCCUCCACACAGACGCUGACAGUGGAAGUGUGGGACGUGAACGACCAAACACCCGUCUUUACUCAGAAUGUCUACAACGCCAGCGUGGCUGAGAACAGAGACCCUGGCGAGCCUGUGACCCGAGUCUCUGCUACUGAUAAUGAUUCAGGUAAAAUAAUCAGUGUUUGUUUUGUUUCAGCACAAACAAGAGGGCUUGUUCAUGCAGGCGACUUGAGUCAGACAAACACCUGAGAAAGUUAUUAGACAAGCCUGCUCUACAAAGUAAAACAGAAUAAAAAUUUUAAAAACUUCUGUUUCGAUACUUUUAACAUUCAGUUUAGCCUCCUAUUAUCCUUCUGUGAAGGUUGGGAUGGUAGUACGCCUCCAAAGAGUCUAGAUGGCAGCACUAGCACAAGUCCUGGAAGCCUGACCGCGUCGACCCAUGGACUUAAUGCACCCAAAAUCCAGCAAAAAUUCAUGAAAUAGAAAGGAAAGGAAUUAGAGCCCCAAUGAAAAGGUAUUUCUUUAAACAAUAACUGUUUUUACGGACUGUCCUUGCCCAAAGAACGCUUGAUUAGACUGUCCUUCAACUUUAUUUCUGAGCAACAGUGUGACUCUUUACUUUUGUUGAAUUAUUUGAAGUGUAUAUAACAUCGAAUCAGCAGCUCACCUUGCCUCGUUUGAUUAAACCUCACCACCUCAGUGGAUCAAGGUUUUCCUCUGUUUUGUUUCACUCCAUUAGCAGUUUAAUUGAAACCAACCCUUGCCCCCUUUUUCCUCUCAUGUGUUGCUCAGUUUGUGUUUUUUUCAUCUGCUUUACAUUCGCUGUACAGCCAGCAAAUCUCAUUCAUCUGACCCCUCAUCAUAUUCACAAAUCUUCACAUCAGGCCUGUUUAUUUUAACACUUUGUGCGCAGGGCCUCCUGAAUCCCAUUUCUCCUCGCCGUGUUGACAGUAUGAGUCCUUUUAACGCUGGAGGUGGGAGACAUGCGGCAGCGGGAUCUGUACAGGAGGGGGUUUUUAGAUGUGAACUAACAUUCUUGGGGGUGAGAAUUGUCCAAGAACAGCAAGCACACUGCUCCUCUGGGAGAUCUGAAAGGUCCUCGCUCAUGAUGAUUUCCAUAAUCCAAGCCAUCUGUGCCAAUAGGCGCCCUGUUUUCACCCGUCUCCUUGAAUCGCUGCGUCUGGCAGUUCAGCUCGCUCUCCUCUUGUCUGAUUUGAUUAAAGUCUGUGUUGCUUUUUAACCCCAAAUACUGCCCCCAAAUAUAACCAUUGUCUGAUUCAUUUGUCGCUCUCAGUGUGUCAUCUGUUUUGCAAAUUUUUGUGUCAUCGAUUGAUUUUUUAAAAAGGCUUUAAUAAAAACAGAUAACUGUGAGCGUUUAAAGAGAACUGUGUGGUUCCAUUUGACCACAUCAUCUUAGCGGGCGUGCAUAUCCAUAAACAAAUGAUAAAGCUAGUUUGUUUCUCACUUGAUUUUUGACAUUUUUGUUCUAAACUCUUUGAAGUCUAUCAAUUGUUUGCUUAAUGUUAACAGUAGAAAUAUGAAGAGCUUAUUUUUCAUGCUGACAUUUCCUCUAGAUCCCUAGAUUUUUUUUUUCCAGUGAAAAUGUGAAAAAAGUGAAAGAAGUCAGACCAUUAAGCUGCAUUUUUAUGUUGCCUGUAUACCUGCCAGUGUUCAUUUAGUCUUAGUUUUUGGACUAAAAUUCAAUUUAAGUUUGAGUCACAUCGAAGUCCUUUUUGCCCAUAACAGUUUAAGUCUCUUUCUGGUGGGCAAAUAGUAUAAACAUUCCAUGUCUUUAAACUGCUCCCUGAGAUUACUCUUCUGUCACAAAUGCACUGUGAUAAUUUACUCAAUGAACACAAGUGCAAAUUAAUGUGGCCACAGAGCCUCUUUCACUAACUUAAAGCUCCUGAGAGGAACUUUGCUGUCAUGUCAAUUCUGACGCCCCCUGUAGACAAUGACAUGCCUCCGUAUUUACAUUUGUGAGUCAUAUCUUUUAAAAAUCUCCCCCUACAGUAAAACUCAAAUGUAUCACCCAUUCAAAUUCUGUGUGAAGGUUGUCCAACAGCAUGUGAUCAAUCCUCUGGUCUUUAUUUGCUUUUUGUGUGUAAAAAAAUAAAAAUUUUUCCUUUUAUAACAAUCUAAGAAGUCGCUAACAGGAGCUUUAAGAGUAAAGUCUCUUUCAAUGUCAAAUACUGGUGGUGCGCCUAAAAUAAGACAGCAAACAUGAUGUCAAAUCUUCUAAACCAUUAAUGGUACACUAAUAUCUUUAUGAACAGGCAAAUAUUUAAUCAAUUUUGGAGCGCUACAAUGUGUGCAUGCAAAAAAGGCUCUAAUUUCUUUUGUGGAGGACCUCAGCAUUCAGUACCUGUCACUCAACACACCAUUUAGACUGCUAAAAACACCAUUUCUAAUGAAAUGGGAGUCAAUCCAAUUAUAGAAGCAUUGGCAGUAAUGUUAUUGCCCCAUCACUCAGCUGCUCCAAGUGUGGGUGUUCUCAGAUUACAAGACUAACAUAUUUUCUGACUCGCUUUUGCGUGAGGACUUGUUUCUGUGGCAGAAAAUGUUUCGACUGUGAGGUGAACUACACAGCAAGGAUCACAGGAUCUUAAUUGUGAUACCAUACAUAUUACUAAGAGCUCACGUGUUGUCGAUAUAAACACAAGUAUUUAUCACAGGCAAAGAAGCUCCUGUUAGGGGAACAUUUAUGAAAUAGGCUGAAAUUUAUAUUGAUGUCCUUUUAUGUUAUCCAAAAUCAAACAAGACUAUCAGCAACAAUAUUGACUAUUGUUAUUUUGUCAUUUUUAAUGCUUUGAAACUAAUGUAUGGGGGUAGGUGUCAGCUAAGCAGUCAACAGCCCCAUUUUUUCAUUUUUUACAUUCAUAAAUGAUAAGUUUGUUUGUCAAAAGUCAAAAUUAUCAGAUUUUCCUUAUAAUACUAAUAACUUAAUUUUUAUAGCACAAGACAGCACAGAGGUUUACAAAGUGCAUUGACAAAUGGUCAUAAAGUGUUUUCUUGUCAAGAGACACUUUUUUGAAUGUACAUAAGACAAGAUAGGAACAGACUGCUUGGUCCACAGGAGGCACCAAAAUUGAAAGUUCCUUACAAGAGAUUGAAGUGUGUAAUGUCAAAGCAAACUCUUGUCCAUUAAUUAGUGACCAGCAGGGUCUAGAUAGAUGUUUCCCACCCCUUCCUUCAGCUUUCACAGGUGACACAUUAUUAAACAGGUUUAGUUCUCAGUUAGGCGUCACAUAUGGUCCACCUGAAAUGUAUUGACUUUUGAAACAUAUGUGCAAAAAUACACCUAAAAAAAUACAACAUAAUCCCCAUCCGGAGACUGAUGAAAUAAGAGAUUCUUACACCAAAUCUUGUUAAACUCACAUUGAGCUCCUGUGUUUCCCCUUCAGAGGAGAAUGCGGUGGUGUGGUACAGUUUGCUGCCUGGCCCCGGCUACGAACUCUUCAGCAUCAACCCCUACACCGGUCUGAUCACCACCACCUCCUACCUGGACCGAGAGCAGCAACAGCAGUUCACCCUCAGAGGUAAAACGUGAUUACAUGGUGAGAUUUAUACACAAGCACACUCACAUGCACGUCAAUGCCUUGACACAGCAAAGAGACAGAACAGAGUGAUGUGAAACAGGUAAAUAACAUCCAUACAUCGAGAUCGUAAGGCUUCCCUCAGUGUUUUUUGCCUCAUCGUAUAUACAGCACACACUUUGACCGCUGGAAGUAAUAAUUCAACUUCUGUGAAUUUUUAAGCGUCAUUAAACUUAAGGGAAAGCAAACAGUGGCUCUACAUCUCAGAAUUUAAUGAGUUAAAUUUCUGUUCAACCAUCAUCUUUUAACCACAUGGAUAACAAAGAGGCACGUAAGUGUUUGCAUGCCUCAUCGCAGCAGGUUCAUCACAUCACAUUGUAUGUUUUCUUCAUGGUAAUAAAUCAGAGUGACAUGUUGUAAUGUGUGAGGGGGGAAGCAUUGGGGAGUGCAGUGACAAACAGAACAAUCAAUCACAAUCAUGAGCUGAUGAGUGAGAACAAAAAGUGCAGGUCAUAGACCAGGCUGAAGUUAGCUUCAUAAUUAACGGGACAUGUUUGGAGUCUGCACUGAGUGAGGAUGUAAGCUUUCCUUAAAACCCAUUUUUUUUUAAAUUGUGCAGUGAGAAAGUGCAAACAUAGGUAUACACCAACAUGAACACUGCAUAAAUCAGACACCUCAAAACAAACUACUCAGGAAAGGGAUGUUGCUCUACGGGAAAGCUUGUUUACGCACAUUAAGCAGCUUUUAAACAGAGGGAAGUUUGAGCAGAUCAGAUGGUGGAAAUAAGGAGAAGGUAGCUGCGGUUUAAAACAGCACAACUACCACUUUCAAUAACUGCUAUAAGUUCAGUAUAUGGAUGGGUAUUGCAUGGAUGGAUGAACAGAGAAACAGAUGGAGGAUGAGGAAAUGAUGGAAUGAUAGAAUGAUAGUGCUGUGGCUAGGACCCUUUAUGUACUGUUGAUGAAGUUAGGUGCUGUUCUGAGCAUUAUUUGUGGUUACACAGUGGUGUUUUGGUUGAGGUUUGUGUGUGGCUCCUCAGACUGCUGUGUAUUGCUAUCAUAAGGUCGUUACUAAAGUUGGUAUAACUAGAGAAGCAAACGGUCGGCAACAUUCAUUUCUUGAGGGGGUGUCUAAUUCUGUGUUACAGUGUGUUUGACCCUAAAUUAAUUUUACACCAGAAUAUGCCAUGUAGCUACAUAAUGUGAUCAAUAUAUACAAGAAUUGAUCAAAUACAUUUUAUAUCACAUUAUAAUACAUAUAUUUAUCUUAGUGUGUGUGUAUAAGGAAGAUAGAUUGAGGCGUUGAUGUGGAAAUACAGUGUAAAUAGUUGUUGAAUAAGCUAUAAAAAACAAAGUUCUAGUUUGUAAAGUUAAAGGAUCAGCAGAUCUGAGUCUUCUGGCUCAGUUCAGUCCUUGGCAAAGUUAUAAAAACAAAAAUCCACAAACCUGCUCCAAUGUAACUUAUAAAGCAGUCCUCUCCAGUCUCUGCUAAACACAGACACUCCUCUCUGUUUCUCAUUCUGGACUGUCUUUUUUGUCAUGCUUCACAGCCAAAGCUGUAAAGAAUUCAAGGUCUGAGAGACGAAUUAUUCAGCACUUUGAUUUAUGUCAAGGAAACAGAAGACUUUAAAAGGUUUGAGCUCCAGUAUAUCUAACCUCUGCUGGCUGCUCCCUCUGCCUCCUCCUGUGUUUGCUUACACUCUCUCAUGGGCACACAGUCAUUACAUUCAGACUGUUCAGCCCUGUUUGGUGAUAAACUGCUUUCACAUGUUUUAUCCUAAUAUUUGUACAGUCAGCACUGUGAUGAACAAUUAAAUAUAAUAAUAAAAUAUGAUAAUAACAGGAAAGCCUGGAGGUCUGGACUGUAUGCCUGAGUGAAACAAGGCUUGUUGGGAAAUAGAGAAAUAUGUGGGGACAACCUUCUCUGGCUGUGGAUGAAUUUAGAGGGAAAUAACGGUCUAUUCAGCAUGUAUUAAAAUCUGUAGCUGUACACUCUAUCAUGACAGGACCUCUUUUCUUUUCAUGGUUCGUUCUGCUUUAAAGAUUAAAUCUGACUCAGUCUUUUUGGUCAGCGGAGAUGAAAGGGGUAAGACUGGACCAUUGGGGUGUAUGUUUCCACACACUGCUGCAAGUGAUAUUUCUAUUUUCAGUAUUUACAGUAAAUCAGUGUUUAAAGGCUGUUUUACGGGAACAGUCUGUGACAAUUUUGAGCUAUUUCGCAACUUGGAUUUUGUCCUGUUUCUCAGUAUAUUCACCACUGGAGGCUGGGAGGAAAAGAAUGACAACCAUUUAUCAUAAACUUUGGUACAAAUGUCUGCUGAGGUAUGUGAAAGGAGAAAUCCCCUAUGAUUUAUAUUGUAUAUAUAUUUCUCUUGUCUAGUCUUAAGACCACUUAAAGCACGAUUAUACUACAUGUCACAUUCACCCGUUCAGUCCUGUAUGUGGACUGCAAGAGCUAAGGAUCAAAAUGGCCGACUCUACUACUGAGCCACAGCUGCCCCCUUUAACUAGUUUCACCAAGACUGUAGUAUGGAAGAAGAUGCAGGUGCCCAGAUAAGCUAUACAGGUAGAAUGAUAACAAUGUCUCAGUCUCUAUCAGUCAGGACGGGAAAUUCAAUCUGAAAUAGAAAUGACUCUAAUGAUGAUGUAGCAUCCAUGUUUAAAUGAGGACUUUAGGAGCCCAGGUAUUCAUGUAAAACACAAAAAUAAGCAGGACUUAAUUGUUUGUUUAUUACUGUCUAUUUGGGCUGUAAAGCCUUUAUUUGAUUGGACAGCGGAAGGGAAACCAGAAAUGUUUCGGUGGCAUACAUCAUGGUGCGUUUAUACAUAAAGACAAAAGAAAUUGAUCUUGGUGGUGCCAGGAUUUUAAGAAUAGUGGUUCUUUUUGUUUCCUGUCUGUAGUCCAGGCUCGUGACAGCAGCACCCGGCCUCUGUCAGGUACAGCCACAGUGCUGUGCUCUGUCCUGGAUGACAAUGACAACCCUCCGGAGUUCAUGCAGUCCUCCUUCCAGAUCAGCCUGCCAGAGAACCUGCUCCCUGGGGUUGUCUACACGGCUCAGGCCUCUGAUCCAGACCACGGAGAGAAUGGAACCAUUCACUACUCUAUAUUAGGUAAGAAGCCAGAUAUUGACUAAUGUGGAAGGGUAUUUGCACCGUAGUUGUGAGGCUUUAGUCAUUCUUUCCAUCAAAAAUGACUUCAUAUUUACCAGGGGCACCUAUUGGAUGAGAUGCAAAAAUGAAGGAGAGGAAUAAAGAUUUAAGAAAUUUUGAGGAUAAGCCAAACAAAAUUAAAGGUGGGGUAGGCAGGAUCUGAUGGAGUUCCAGUUUUAGGGAGAAAUCUUGAAAGUAAACUCUACCCCUCAAAACCAGUUUUCCCCUCAGCUCCUCCUCUCCCCUCGCUCUCUGGUCCAGCAAGCCCCACCCACAAACAGACGCUCCUGCUCGCUCAUAUUGUUUCAGUUAAAUUCAGAUAUAAAGCAGAAAAAUACUUCAGAUAAUUACAAAUGGGGCCCAGUCAACACAAUGUUUGCAGGACUUUUAAAACUAGCAUAAAGUGACAUACUUCAGGACCCGAGGUAAACAGUUAAGCGGCACUACAACACUCAGCAAGUCCCGUUUGAUAAGAAACACUUCUGUUACACUUGGCUCACUUUGUUAAAGCGGUUUACCUGUCCAGCAGAAAGGUUACAGGGCCCGUAAGAUCCCGAAGCGCCCCUUAUUAUUUAUGCUGAUGUUGACCCGGCCUCUUAGCUCUUGUCUGGUCUACCUCUGUUUUAAGUGCCUGUUAUGCCUCACAACCAAUCAGGUUGGGGGAAGCAGAGAACGGCCAGAAAGAGCGUGCUGCUCAAAAAAAUUAAAAUGUUGACUACACAGACAUAACAGAACACAGUGAUAUCAUUAUAUUACCAAGCUUUUUUGUAUAUACAACACAAAAAAAGAUGCUUCUUUAACAGAAAAAUGCCUACCCCACCUUUAAGUGUUAUUAAAGAGCCAUUAAGACCUUUUUUGUUGAAUUUUGCAGGACCAAAAUCAAUUAAAAUGUCAAAAACUGAAGUCCCAGAUUGGGAUCAGCAGGAGUUAAACAUUCAUCUCUAUCUGCUGUUUUCAGGUGAGGACUACAGAGGUCGCUUCACCAUCAACAGCCACACAGGAGCCGUCAGCACCACACAGCUCCUCGACCGAGAGGACAGGCAGAAUUACACACUCACCAUCCAGGCUCGUGAUUACGGCCCCAAACCGCUCAGCUCUUCGACCCAACUCCAGCUUCUACUGCUCGACCAGAACGACAACAUCCCUUCCUUUACCCAAAAGAGUUACCACGCCUCUGUCAGCGAGGGCCUACCUGCAGGAGCCUCUGUGCUGCAGGUCAGCGCCUUCGAUCCCGAUGAGGGCUCCAACGGAGAUGUGACAUAUUCUCUGACAGAGGACAGCAGCCAGGGGGCCUUCUCCAUAGACCCUCUGACAGGGAUGAUUCGCACCACCAGGUCUCUGGACCGUGAGAGCAGGGCUUCGUACACCCUCAGAGCUGUGGCUACUGACAGCUGCACUCAAGGCCCGCUGAGCUCCAUGGCAACAGUGACCAUUCAGGUAGAAGAUGUGAACGACAACGUGCCGGUUUGCAGUGAGAAUCCCAUCAAUGCGUGGGUCUCAAUGAGGACUCUACCUAAUGAGAUAGUAACCACAGUGACUGCAACAGACGACGACCAGGGGGAGAACGGGACCAUUCGGUUCAUGCUGUCCGAUGAGGAGAAUCUGUUUGACAUCAACAGUGAGACAGGAGAGAUCUCUCUGAGGAGAAGAGUCAGAGCAGGGUUCUCAGGCAGGAAGCUGCAGAUUGUGGUUUCAGACAGAGGAAGACCUGCUUUGACCUCAACCUGCCUGUUUUUCAUCCACCUGAAGGGAGAGCACAAAGGACUACAGUUCACAAGCAAAACGUACAAUGCCACCAUCAAGGAGAACAGCAGAGCUGGUACGUUUCAAUUUAGUCCUCCUUAUUACUAACACAAAUGAGAUACAGUCUGUAAAAAAUGACUGGAACAGUCUAACAACAAACCCUUAAAUAUCUUCUUCUGCUGCUCUCUGUCUUUGUUCUUUCCUUUCCAGGCACUUGGAUAGCAAAAGUGGAGGCCAGUGACCAAACAAACAGCAGACAGAGGAUCAUAUACACCAUAUUCAGUGGCAAUGAGAAUCUCAUUUUCUCCAUCAAUCAAUACACGGGUAGGAGAAAAAAAAGUUUAAAAGAGAAAUCAAGUUUUCUUCCCUUUUUGUUGUUGUUUUUUCAGUUAUUUCUGGAGCUCGCUGGUUAUGAUUAAAAGCUGGCGUUCUUGCAGGAACGUCAUGCAUGCUUUCAUCAUUUAAGUUAUGCUAAUAGCACAAAUUCUCAUUCACUCAUCCGUUUUAUUUUCCACAAAUGCAUCCAGAAAACUAGCUUUGAUUCCAGCUCCUCACCAUUGUUUAUGUUUAACCAAUCAGAGCUUAGAUUCCAACCUAUUUUCAGACUGUUUAAUUUCAUCUGAACUCCCCUUGUGUAAUCUGGUUCAGCUUCUUGUUUAUAAACAAGUGUUUCCGAAAGAAUUAUGAUCGUUGCCUUUCUGAUUUUUAUCUUAUUCUGCUCCAAAACAAACACAAUUUUGGAAGAAAGAAAGUACACAAACUCAAAAACACAAUUAAACGCUGACAGACAAACCACAAAAACCUAAACCUGAGGUACUUCUGCCAACACCUCUUUCAAAAGAUCAAAAGUUUUCUUUUUCUGUCCUUCCUUUCUGUUUUUUCCCUCACAUAGAUCAAUCACAAGGCCAGGGUGAAAAAGGCUGACAGAAAAGACAGAAUGACUAACUCUUUUCCUCUCCUGCAGGUGAGAUCCGUUUGCUGAAAGAUACCUCUCUAGACUUCGAGGUGAGCCCUCAGGUCCAGCUAGUGGUGCUGGCAGACAACGGUCUGCAGACGGCUCACUGCAGAGUCUUCAUCAACCUGCUGGAUGUCAAUGACAACGCACCAGUGUUUGAGCACAGCAGCUACAGAACAGCUGUGUGGGAGGGGCAAGUGCACAACACCUACAUCAUGCAGGUAAAUAUCAACAGUGUAGAAACCUUUUCGUACAGACACACCGUACAUUUUUUUAAAUAAUCCUUCCUAUAUUUCCUGCAGGUGUUUGCAUCUGAUGCUGACAGCGGGGUAAACGGGCAGAUUGAGUACUCAAUAGUUUCCGGGAACACGAAUGGAGCGUUUAUCUUGGACUCAGUUCGUGGGAUUCUUGCUACAAAUGUCCUGCUGGAUCGUGAGAUCACCCCCUCAUACAAGUACGACCUUUAUGUCUAACCAAACUAUCUCUAAAAUAUUAAAAAUGCAUGCAUAAUAAGGGUUUACAAACAUCCAAAACUGAUGCUAAAGUUUUCUUUAUGGUAUAAUUUUGUGAUCGUACUACAAACACACCCCUUAAGUUACUGCCAAAUUCAAAUGGGCAAAUCCUGAUUUGACUCAUUGGGCUCUAUUUUCGUGCACGCCGGUGAGGCGGCGGAGGGCGGCGAGCCCGCGCAGUUGUAUUUUCGUCUGGCGGAGCCCAGCGUAAGGCCAAUUCGGUAUUUUCGUGGCAUGAGCCGCACGGAGGCGAGCCGAGAUCCGCCAAGCUGGGCGUGGUGGUGUGGCAGGGGGAGGUGUCGACAGAAUCAGCAGGCGCAGUGACAUUUUCGUGCUCGCCAACGGCGUGUAAAGUGCGCUGAAAGCUCGCCGAUUCAAACCUGGUCAGCUUUUAGCGCAAGGCUGAACGCAGCUGGUCCAGUAGUAUUUUGGUAGACCGGCGGCGUAUCGACAUACGUCACUGAUGCCUCACCGGCAGGUUUCCACAGUGUCAGGCAGAUUUCAGUGCAAUAAAUAAUCAUCAACAACUAUUAAUCUGAGUCAGCACAUACAUUUAGAUCUAUAUCGAUAUAUUCUGAUCUAUAUGUGAUCUGAUGAGUGCGUUUGGCACGCGUUUGGACACACAACCUGACCGAAUCAACACAGCUGAAACCGCAUCAAAUUAAAUUAAAUAUCUAGUAAAUAUUCACACAUGAUGAAGUUAACAAGAUAUGUAAUUCGUCUCCCUCCUUUUCUUUCUUCCUCUUCCUCUUAUUUCUCGCACAGCUCGACCUGGACACGUCUCCAUGUCCUCUGUCCGUCUUGCUGCUGCUGCAGCUGAACAGAUGAUUUGUUUCAGUGCUCAGAUGCGUUAUCUACUUUAAGCCGACAUACGGAUAUUAUAAUAUUCAGUUUUGUGAGCCAAAUUUAUUUUAUAUGCCAACAUCUAUGAAAGAAAGAGCCAGGCCACGGAGCGCGAUGCGUCAUUUACGCACAGAUGGUUCCGAUUUUAAUGCCAUUUUUGGAGUUUAUGUUGUGAUCUGUGCGCUCAACCCACCUUUGUCACGUGAGGUUUGAAUAUAUGCAACUUUAUGUGAGUGUCUUUAUUUGUGGAAAAGGGUGUUUGUCUUACCAGUGGGUCCAACAUUACGCACACUAAAUCCAUCUGUGCUCAUAUGAGAGAGUGUGGAGGACACUUGUUGAGGAGCUGCCCUCUGUCGCCAUCUUGUGGCAUUACUGUCUUAAGACAUCUCUUGAUCUCUUUGACUACUUCAUGAAAAUAGUAAUACGCCUCGCCUGUGGCGGAUUUAAAGGCAAGGAGAGGAGCCUAUGUGAUUGGUGAAAACAGGUCUCGACUGUGUUAAACUCACUUCACGCCCUUUCUCCUCCCCGUCUAUGACUUAUGGUGCUGGGAGGAGCUGAGUUAGGGAGGGGGGAUACUUACGCCGGGCUGCGCGGCUCACCAAAAUACCAAAAUGUGCUUGGGAACGCCUUGUCAGCGCGACGGAUCUGACUGACGCUGCGCUUGCGGCACGUCUCCGGCGAGGCACCAAAAUAGAGCCCAUUGUCUUAAAUGUCAAAUCAUUGGUAGACCUUCCUAGAGAGGUAGGCCCGAGCUUUCUUUGUGCAAGUUAGUAAUGCUCGGUUUUCACUUUGGCCUAAUUAUCCAACACAAGAAAAUGCACUCCUAAGCUCAUGGAUAGAAAUCUGAGAAAAUACCUGUAGCCGUGGGGAGAGGCUGCUUUUGAUAUCUUACAAAACACAGUAUUAUUAAUCUGCACUAAACUCCCAGACUUUUGCAAUUAAAUAAACACAAGCAUCAUCUUAAUUAGUCUCACUCUAACCUUUUAAACAGAAUCUUUGCAGUCACUGUUCUGUGACUUACGAUCAAUUUCUCCUAUGCUGUCUUGAUUUUUAUUUACUCUGUAAACUUCUGUUUAUAAAGUGCUAUUGAUUAUUAUAAUCAUUAUUAUUAUCAGAAUACUGCAUAGCUGUGCAAGACUCUGUUUAACAGUGCAACAGUUAACUUCCUUUGUUUAAAGAUAUAAUCAGUGAUUUUUAUGAUAAACAUAAAAGUGCAUCAGUUCUAUCAUUUAGAGAAAUGCAGUAAGUACAUUUGUCACCCAUGUGUAAUCAAAAUUUAACUCAUUUAUUGGCUUCUUUUACUGUCCACUUUUAAAUUACAGGUUGGUGCUGCAGGCGGCAGACAGAGGGAACCCUCCACUCAGCAGCACCACCACCAUCAGAGUCCAAGUAGUGGAUGUCAAUGACAACAGUCCUGCCAUCCCCCCCAUGGAGCCUGUGCCCAUAGCAGAAAGUAAACAUCUUCACACCCCUCCAACUGCUCUCUGACUGCUCCUAAAACAGCUGAUAAGUUCUUUGUCUCUUCAUUUAUCUGACCCUCUCUGUCUGUAGAUCUGCCCGCAGGUUACAUGGUCACGCAGGUGACUGCAAACGACGUGGAUCUGAGCUCCACUAUUACCUACAGCUUCUCAGACAACAGCAGCACCAAUGUCCCCUUUGCCAUUGACCGAUAUACCGGUGUGAUUACUCUGACUCGAGCUCUGGACUAUGAGGAGCAGACUGAGUACACGCUGACAGUCUGGGCCUCUGACUCCCUCCACCAGACCACUGGAGAGGUCAAAGUCCAAGUGCUUGACGUCAAUGACAACGCACCAGUUUUUACUGAGGCCUCUUACCAGGUACUGAUGACAUAUUCAUUCAUCUAUUUAAAAAAAGUCACAGGGAGGAGUUGACAAGGCGGGGAAUAAAACUGUGAAUGCAUGUUUUAUCAAAUUAAAAACAACAUCAAUAACAACGCUCUACAAAGGCAUGGCCUGUUUAUGUGGAUCUGCUUUAGGAUAGCUUUUAUUUAAUGACAAACUGUUUCACAAAUUUGACCUGAGACCUCUAAAGAUGAGGUUUGUAGUUUAAGAGUUUCUAUCAUGGUCUUGCUACAGAUGUGGUUCAUAAACUGUUCUCUCUUUAAGGUGGAGAUGUCAGAGUCUGUCUCUGCGGACAUGUUAGUUUUGACGGUGUCUGCAGUGGACAAAGACUCUGAACUCAAUGGGAAGGUCACCUACAGACUGCUUUCAUCCCCUUUGCAAGGCUUUUACAUCCGUCCGGACAAUGGUAAGAACAGCUAGAGAGAUGGAAAAUACAUUCUGGGGUUGCUCGAAUAUAAACGUCUUGUUUGCAGCAAGCCAAAAACAUGCAGUAUAUUUCUUUAUGUAGAUGUUUAUAAAAAACGAAGAGGUCAAGAAGUCACCACGUGGACAGAACACUGAUCCAAAAUGUUGAGUCAAUUUUCUGUAAAAGACAUUACCUCAAGCUUUUCAAGUUUCAUUACUGACGACUGUCUGGUGGUAAAAUUCAUUUUUAUUCCCUCUAUUAAAUUCUGUUUUUCUGGCAAAGGUGGGGGGGCAAAGAAAAUGGCACACAGAAAUUUUCUCCCUUCUUUUGGGGAGCUUAGAGUUCAGAAUUAAAGGCUGCUUACAGUUGUUAUCCUGCCAGUAGAAGUAUAUUUCUCCAGUGUCUGCAUCUAGGAUUGAGUAUAUUCCUCUGACUUCGGGAGACAAAUGCAACAGAGAAGAGAAUCAGAACUCAGUGAGAUAAGGUGCUCAAGAGGAGCCAUGUCUGUCAUCUUAUCUCCUCUUUUUAAAUCCCUCAACCCAAGUUAAGACGAUGAAUUCUGUAGAACCGAAAGAGGCCUCCGCAAUUCUUGGCAGCCUUUUCCACCCAAGUGUGAUUUAUGAGCCUUUACCAUGUUUGAACCUUAAGUUUAAUAUCGGGGAAAUGUGUUUUCCCAGUCCUGCGGUGAGGAACACUAAUAGAAAGUGAAAUUUGCAUCAGUGUCGUUAAAAGUGCAGCAAAUGGAAUCCAAAAAUUGUAUGUGGUAUUUUUUUGUGGUUGGAGCUUCUCUGUGUAUUCAUGUUGAUUUGUUUCAAAAACAAUGAAAAUUUGCUGCUUUUAAGUCGAGCCUCAGAAUAAGUGAAAUCAUCAUGCUGAAAAGUUGGAGUGUGGUGAGGCUCAAUAAUAAGUUGGACGGACAAACACUUCAUUGUCUUUUUAGAGGAAAGGCUGCUCCUCUUGUGCAUAUGGAACUCAUUAAACAAUAGUCAGAAGGGAAAUGAUGUUGCAGUGUGUUCAAUGACAAGAACAGUUUUGAUGUAGCUCCCAGUCUAUUUACAUGAGAUGGCAUGUAAUUUAGAGCUUAUUCUAAGGGAGGAUAAAUCUGAUAUUUGUUAAACCAUUUAGCAUAUUAAUGUGACAUUGGUGAGGCCAGAUAUCAUCAUUGAUAUAGUCCCUUGGUGAGUUUUAAUUGAAAAAAAAAAAGAGAAGAAGACAGUAUGGCCGGAGGAAUCUCAUAAUGUCAUUAAAUUGUUAUUGUAAAUGCUUUGUCUAUUACAAAGCUGUUAUUGAUGCCGUAAAGUGACUAAUUUUGACAUCGUUAAAGCAGAACUAUACUACAAACCAAAUCUAGCACAACAGUCAUUAAAUAGUGAAAUUUCAGUAUAGUUCAAACAUAGCUCAGCGGGAUCACUGCUGGGCUAGACACAGUCAAAAAAACCCUCUUUCUCAAAUUUCCAGACCACAGUACUGCCCGAUCGUCCCUCACCACAAUAGGCUUCAAUGCUGUUACAAUGUGAAACUGGUGUUUUCAUGUUACGACGUGAGCUGGAAUCUCACAAAUUAACAUCAUUUUACCUCUUCCUGGUUUGUUAGCUAAUGUGAGCCAGUACCAUAUUUCAAAAUGAAAUACCUUUUUUUGAUUAGCAGUAUCAAACUUCAGCAUUAAACCACAACUUAGCAUUAGCGACUCAAUUUUAACUUGGCGGUAAAUGUUAGCUAGCUCAUGAAAAUGUUAUGAACAGCUUUGUUGGCUAACAGUUGGAUUACUACCAGGAUUAGCUGCUGUGAUUCAGCUGUUGGGCGCUUUUCAGCAAUGAAAUUGUAAAAAAUUAUCCAAUUCCCCAAAUUGAAGUGCCUAGCAGAUUUUCGACACAGUUUUAAAACAACUUUAAUGGCAUGAAGUCUCUUACCCUGAGCAGGACUUUGGGGGUAAAUGGCCGCUGUGGGUAUUGUUCACGGUUAGACACUGUCCUGGUUAUAUAAGACACUAACCAUAGCUGUAGUGUACAAUGAGUCAAAAACAAGUUUGUUUAAAGUAACCAGAAAGCUCAUCAGGACAGUAGGGAAUUUGAUGGUUUGGUUUAAUUGUUGAUAUAAAAACUAAUUCACUUGUCCUGUCUUGUCCUUUGUUAUCUUACAGGGUCUGUUUUCACCAACAAACCCUUAAAGGCGAUCACAAACAACAACCUGAUCCAUCUUCUGGUUGAGGCCAGAGACGAAGGGGAUCCUGUGCAGUCGGCUGUCACCUCCAUAGAUGUGCUAAUUGUAGACACAAAUGACCACGCACCACUAUUCCAUCAAGAUGUCUACACCCUCACUGUCCCAGAGGACACCCCCACUGACACUACUCUUUUGACCUUGUCUGCCGACGACCAAGACUGGAGCCCUGAAAAUACCCAUUUGGACUACUCUAUUGUUAGGGGAAACGAGGAGAAGCGAUUCUGUCUGGAAGUGAAAAUGGUUCAGGUUGAUAGCCUGAUCAGAAAUGUUGGAAAGGUUGUUCUAUGUAACCCCUUGGACCGUGAGAUGACUGAGAGCUACACACUAACAGUGACUGUGUCUGAUCGAGGAACACCGUCCCUGAACAGUUCUGCUGUAGUCAUGGUGACUGUAACGGAUUGCAAUGAUAAUGCCCCCGUCUUUGCCAGUACAGAAUACCAUGCACAGGUGAGUGAAAACAGCCAUGUGGGCACUAGGCUGGUCCAAGUCAGUGCUCAGGAUCCAGACCUGGGAAUCAACGGACUGUUGCGGUAUGAAAUCAUCUCAGGGAACAGCAAAGGUCACCUGAAUUUGGACCCUCAGUCUGGCCUCUUGGUUGUCAACCACUUGCUUGACUAUGAGGAGGACUCAAAGUACACUCUCACCAUUCGAGCAAGUGAUGGCGGUGAAUCCUCUGAGGAACAUAAGGUAGGUUUUACUGUGGUCUUCAUCACAGUGUUGGAUGAAAACGACAACUCCCCGUACUUCAUGUUCCCCACUGUUAACUGCUCCGUGCAGGAGAACCUUCCAGCAUUUACUCACACCUGUUCAGUUCAUGCUGUUGACAAUGACUUGGGUCUAUAUGGCCAGCUCACCUACUCAAUUUUGUCCUCCUGCUUCAUGGACUAUGGCAGCGGCAGUCCUGAGAAGAAGGAGGCCUUUGCCAUUGAUUCCCUGACUGGUGAUAUUCACACCAGACAGACCUUUGAUUAUGAGCGCGAGAGUGAGUACUGUUUUGUAGUGGAGGCCAGAGACAAAGGCGACAAAGCAGCUACAGUGAGAGUUCAGGUGAGCAUCAAAGGAGUGGAUGAGUUCAGUCCUGUCUUCACCCAGCAGCAGUACCAUUUCCUCCUGCCUGAUCAUGCCAAGCCUGGAGAUACAAUUGGUUACGUGAUGGCAAUGGACCACGACAGAGGGGUGGAUGGGCUGGUGGAGUACUCCCUCAUCAAGUCAUCAUCAUUUUUCUCAAUAAACAAAACAACAGGUUCCAUAUUUGUGUCAGGCCCUGUGUAUCGCAGACGAGGCAGCCAUGAGGACAUGGUGAAGCUGGUUGUGUCUGCAGGUAGUCCCAGACUGGGUUCCAAGACUACCAACUGCCUGGUUCUCGUCAACAUCUCCAGCUCAGCUGAGGCACUCACCGGGAUGCCUCUUGAUGUGCACAUGCUCAGUUUGAGUGUCUCCCUUAUCAUGUUUCUCCUUGUUAUUCUCAUAUUUGUGUGCCUGGUUCUGAGGUACAAGAUAAAAGAAGCAGCAAUCAAGAAAACUGCAGCCAUUGCUGCAAACAUAAACCACGGCACAGGCUCGCUCUGCGGAUCAAAUAGUGGCACACAGAGUUCCAUCUCUCUGCAAGAGAUGAAACGGCCCAAUGUCUUUGUAACCAAAAGAGACAUUAUCAACCCAUACAUUCAGUCUGAAUCAAGUGGCCGUGGAUCAGCCGAAGGUGAGACAGCUGAAGAUCAGGAGAUAAAAUGGAUUAAUGAGUACCCCUGCCGUAAAAGAGAUCAAUCUUUUGAAAGCAACCACAUCGCAGAGAUUCAGAACUCUGACUUAACUGCUGACACUAUCUCUUGUACCUCCAUCGAUGUGGGACCAGAGCACAUUUUAUCACAAUGUUUAGUCUCAGGAAUGGUCAGCACAGAGAGUCUCCACCACUUCAAAGAGGAGGGAGGAGGUGAGGGACUUCUUCCAGCUGUACUUCGGGUUAGGGAUUUGGAGGAGUGCAUGAGGACGAGUGGGUACGCUCCCCUCUCAGGUGCCCACACUUCUGCAGAUUCUCUUUCCUCGCUGUUGUGUUUGGAGGAGCAGCUUCAAGGAAGCUACAACUGGGACAAUGUUUUGGACUGGGAACCACGCUUCCAAACCCUGGCUGCAGUUUUCAACGAUAUUGGGAUGCUCCCUGAUGAGGAGUUACAAGGAGGCCGUGAAGACUUAGCAGCAGAGGCAAGCUGUCUCAUGUACCCACCCCCUCUUAUAACAGGAGUGGCCCAGCCUGGCAUUAGAACUGUACCCCCAAGAAAGCCAGUGCGGAUGCCAAGCCUGAGAAGGAAGCCCCCUCACAGUAGAUAUGCCUAUUCCCCCUUAGCCAGGAACACAGGACUCACCCCUUCAGUCAUGACCCCCACUUUCUCCCCGUCACUUUCUUCUCUUACUGUAAGAACUCCCAGUGCCUCGCCUGUUGUCUCUGAUACUGGAGUUGGGGGUAUCAGACUUGACUCAGGGCCCCUCACUGCGAGCUUGCUGGAAGCAGAAAUCCAGGUAUAGAGUUUGUGCUACAUUUAUUUCUAUCUUAAAUGCAUCGUCUUCAGAAAUAAAACAUCGAUUUAAGGGACAUUUCGCGAUUUAGUUUGAUUAUAUUCUCAUACGUGUUAUUUCAAAAACCAUAUACCGACAUGCAUACAGAACUUUCAGAGACAAACCAGUUGAGUCUGUGUUAUCCCUGUUUUUACGGCUAAGGAUGCAUCAGCUUCAUGGGUUUAGUCUCAAAUGGACAGUGCCAGAAAAAGUUUUCUUUUGAAGCCAUUUCAUACUUAAACUGAUUUGUUUCAUAACUCACUUCUGUAAUAAAACUAAUCUCUGGAAAAGCCUGAGCUCAUUCUUUCAUUCUCUCCUUCUUUGAAUAAGCGAGGUAAUUCAAGCUGGCACUUAAUUGAUAAGUGUUUUAUGGUAAACAUGUUUGUAUGUGCAGAAAAUGAAACACUCUCUUACAGAAAUUGGUUGCAGCUCCUAAAUGGAACGUUUUUCAAGGUUGGUUUAACUUUAAUAACCAAAGAAAGGCAACAUUGUUCCAAGGUCCUCCCUGACAUCAUUAAAAAACUGUUUUUAAUUCAGUCCAAUGUUUGCCUUCAUCUUUGAGAGAAUAUUCACCCAAUAAAAUGGCAAUUAAAUCCUUUGAGGAACAAGACUGGCUUUAAUCCUCCAAUCUAGGACAUACUAAUGUUCAUGUCUUGAAAACCUACGUAGGACAUUGGGUUCAUGAAGACGUGUCCAAAAUGGCUUAACUGGUGAGGGAUUCUUAAACACUUUAUUUGAAUUCAGGAAAUGGAUUAUUUUGUCCUCUGAUGGUGGAUUUUUAUAAAUCACUUACAGAUUUUAUGGCUGUCUUCCCAAAUAAAACAAAGGCCUGUUCCAGCCAUUAUUGUCUUCUGUUCUAUUAAGUGUGGACACUCUGUUAAUAAAAUUCACUUUAUAUGAAA
Molecule: messenger RNA, 33082 nt
Organism: Xyrichtys novacula (pearly razorfish)
Lineage: Eukaryota; Metazoa; Chordata; Actinopteri; Labriformes; Labridae
Source: the annotation of a GenBank genome assembly